Homalodisca vitripennis (glassy-winged sharpshooter) is the source of this 1075-nucleotide messenger RNA. RefSeq names its product myophilin (gene Chd64). Gene Ontology annotation, molecular function: protein binding. The coding region runs from base 99 to 665 and encodes 188 amino acids. The transcript is spliced from 4 exons. NCBI's taxonomy places the organism in Eukaryota, Metazoa, Arthropoda, Insecta, Hemiptera, Cicadellidae. The record is from RefSeq and is a predicted model, not a curated record.
GGAGCGCACUGACACUAGAUUGCGCGGCUACCAGAGACCAGUUGUGAGUCAAGUUGAGGUGUGUUCCGUGAGAAUAGACUAUACCGUAGUGAGUGGACAUGGCCAACAACCGAGCAACCAAGUCUGGAUUUGCUGCUGAGGCACAGCGGAAAAUAAACAGCAAGUACAGUGAAGAGUUGGCCCAAGAGAGUCUGGAGUGGGUGAGGGCUAUCACGAAUGAAGACUUCAAUACAAGUGGAGAUGUGGACAACUUUUACGAAACAUUAAAAGAUGGCCAAUUAUUGUGUAGAUUGGUUAACAUAAUGAAACCUGGGUCAGUCAAGAAAAUUAACCAGAGCACAAUGGCAUUCAAAUGUAUGGAAAAUAUAAAUGCUUUCUUAGAAAUAGCUCGUCAAAUGGGAGUCCCAGCUCAAGAAACAUUCCAGACAGUGGACUUGUGGGAGAGACAAAACCUCAACUCUGUUGUCAUUUGUUUACAGUCACUGGGCAGAAAGGGAUCACAGUUUGGACAACCUAGCAUCGGUCCGAAGGAAGCAGAGAAGAAUGUUCGCAACUUCACAGAGGAACAGUUGAAGGCAGGACAGGGGGUGAUCAGCUUACAGUAUGGCAGCAACAAGGGUGCCACCCAGAGUGGCAUCAACUUUGGCAACACUCGGCACAUGUAACCACUGCUGGCAAUGUUGUUUGUGUAAAUAUUGUUAUGGACAUUCCAAUACAAGAUGAUACUGAAUGAAAAACUAUUAGAACAUACUUGUUAUGUGUAUAAUUUAUGUUAUUUGGAUACUUUUUGGAAUUCAGGACAUUUCCUUUGUCUUGUUAGCAAAGAAUAAGAAAUUACAACUUAAGACAUACAUGUUCCAUUCCAUUUAGUUUUAUGAAGGAAAACAUUCCAUUUUAUCUUAAAUGUCACACUUGUCAUUUUUAUUAUUUUAGACUUAAGAAUAAAUAACGUUUAUGGUGCUACAAUAGUAUGGCUUGUUGGAUUUUCAUUGAUUGAAGCCUUGUUACAGAGACUUAAUGAAAUAGAUUUUAAUAUGAAAGUAUUAAUUAAAUAAAGUUUAUUUUAAUACUGCAA